This is a messenger RNA of Saprolegnia diclina VS20, 1362 nucleotides long. RefSeq lists its product as hypothetical. Gene Ontology annotation, molecular function: cysteine-type endopeptidase activity. Lineage: Eukaryota; Oomycota; Saprolegniomycetes; Saprolegniales; Saprolegniaceae. The coding region runs from base 7 to 1362 and encodes 451 amino acids. Gene Ontology annotation, cellular component: lysosome. The transcript is spliced from 3 exons. The record is from RefSeq and is a predicted model, not a curated record.
AAAGCGAUGCGCCGCGCACACUACCUCGAGGCGAUUAUGGCGCUCCUUAUCGUGGCCCACGAGGCGGGUGCGGCUAGCUCGCUCGGAACGCUGCUUGGCUGCACAUCUCGGCACGUCGACUGCUGCCUCUGGACCGGCCCUGACGGCAGCGCGGUCUCGUCACGACGGUUGCUUCAAGAUCUGGAGGCGGCGCAUCCACAACUCUUCCAGCAGGACCGAGCGCUUGAUCACAUGCAGUCGGUCGCGUCCAAUUACCAGGCUUCGGGUCGCGUACCAUACCGAACCGGUCUCUCGGUACGGCACCUCAGCGUUGGUCGGCGUCUUGACGCAGCACCUUGGACACCUGAUUCCAUUCAACGUAUACCUCGACGCCUCGAGCACCUGGCACCGCUGCAUUGGUGCAAGCCGAAUAUGAAUCCGCUCCAGAAGAACGUGUGCAGCACCAUCAAGUCGCAACACGCGUGCGGCAGCUGCUGGGCGUUUGCGUCGGCGACCGCCAUCGAGACGUCGGCGGCGAUGCGCGCGCAUUCCGUGCCCAAGCUCUCGGUGCAAGAGCUAUUGGACAGCAGCCGCGGCAACAUCUCGGCGACGAUGAACUACUGCUGGCUCACGCCCGAGCGCUCGGCCGCCGCGCCCUGGCUAGUCCCUCGUCUCGUGUGGCGAGCGCGCAACGAUGGCUGUGCCGGCGGUAUGCCGUUCGGUGCCUUCGAUUACGCCACGACGCACGGCAUCUCGACCGAGUUUCAUUGGCCGUACACCAGCGCUGCCACCCCCAGCGUCGGCGGCAGCAGCGCCCCCGUUGUCAAAGUGCAAAGCUGGACGCAAGCCAUGGGCCGCGAUUGCAACUCGAGUGCCGACCCAAUCGUGAUGCUGCAAAGAGCGUUGCGGACGCAGCCAUUGGCCGUCAUCAUUGUGUCGUCGGGCGGCUUUGAGGCGUACAAGGGCGGCAUCUACGUGUGCCCGAACAACGGAACGAUCGCGUCGUCGAAAACGGUCGACCACGCGCUUCUUCUCGUCGGGUACGACUACGACCCGAAUCUAGGUUUGUACUGGAUUUUGCAAAACUCGUACGGCGUGGACUGGGGCGAGGCCGGCUACAUGCGCCUUCUCGCCGACGACAAGCUCAACUGCGGCUUGAACCUCAUGCCGUUGGCUGUGACCGCAGACGUUUUGCAGGUUCCCGACGAGCAUGUCGAUAGCAACGGUGUCGUUUGGAGCUUUUUAAGCCUCGAUGCCGCGGCCUGGGUCGCCUCGCUUGUCGCAGUCGCCGUCCUGACGCUGCUGGCUACCAUCGCUGGCGUCCUUCGAUCGCGACGACCCGCCAAGGCGCACAAGAGUUUGGGCGAGCAUUUAGUCUUGUAA